GGAGCAGGUUGGACUGGUCUCAAUGAAUGGCUGGAGGGGUGGUUGAUACACAUGAAAGUGGAACAAACUGCAGACAGAUAUCGGCAGGCUUCAGGCAGUGACUUCUUCCUCUCUUGCAGGAAUUGCUUGGUCUAGUGCAUUCCUACCUGGGUAUCCUUGUCUGCAGCAACAUGAAGCUUAUCUGUUUGCUACCUCUCCUGCUUCUGCUUAUGGUAACAAACACGUGGGAGAAAAAACACAAGCGAGACCUCAGUGGGCAAAGGAGCAAGACAAAAAGGAGCCUGGAAGGUACGGAGCACCUCAAACCCCUCAGACGUUCAAAGAGAAGAUGGGUCCUAAGUACCAUUGUGUUGGAAGAGAAUGAACCCGGGCCUUACCCGAAAUUAGCUGGAGACCUCUUUAAUGAUCGGGCAGAAAACAUCUCAAUAAAGUAUCUCAUCAGUGGCCCCGGAGUGGACGAGUUUCCGGAAAUCGGCUUGUUCUCAGUCAAUGAUCUCACUGGCCAAGUGUUUGUUCACCGACCGAUUAAUCGAGAGAAGACUCCUCUGUUUGUGGUGCGCUUUGAUGUUGCGGAUAGGGAAACUGGAUUGAUAGUAGAUAAAUCUCUAAUUUUUAACGUGGAGGUUAAGGAUAAAAAUGACAAUGCACCAGAGUUCGUCAAAAAGGAAUACAACAUCUUCGUACGAGAAUCCUUUAACCUCGAUAACCCACUUGUGCAAGUUAUGGCAGUUGACAAAGACAAAGAGGACACCCCAAAUUCAGACAUGACCUAUUCGGUGGUCUCCCAGUCUCCUACACUUCAGGAUCUAUCAUUUCUUAUUGACCCCAAAAACGGCCUGCUCCGAGGGAAAGGAUGCCUAAGUUACGAGAAAGCCAAGCUGAUUAAGGUAACUGUGCGUGCAAAUGAUAAUGGGGCGGUAAAGUUAUCAUCCACCACUACAGUCAGCAUUCAUAUAGAAGAUGGAAACAACCACCUGCCUGAAAUCCUCAUGUCUGAAUACCAAAUCACAGUCAAAGAAGAUGAAGUAAAGAAUGACAUAUUGCGGAUAAAAGUAAAUGAUAUGGACACCCCAGAAACGCCAGCAUGGAGAGCAAAAUAUAAAAUCUUAGUUGGAAAUGAGAAGGGAAAUUAUAAUCUGAUCACAGACCCAGUGACGAAUGAAGGGAUCCUCAGUAUCCAAAAGCCUCUAGAUUUUGAGGGAACCCCUUUCAAGAAAGUGGUUAUCGCUGUUGAAAAUGAAGAACCCUUUUUUACAUGCCAGAAUUCGAAAGUGAAGAUCAUCUCAUCCCCCGUGCUGAACAACGUCACCGUCAGUAUUCAAGUAUUAGACAAUAACGAUGCUCCCAUCUUCACCCCCCCAAAUCUAGUUCUUAGGGAGAAGGAAGGUUUGAAACCAGGGUCUGUCCUGGGGAAACUCAAUGCAACAGACCCGGAUAAGGUGCCCAACAGGAUCAGGUUCUACAUUGCAAGCGACCCAGCAGGUUGGGUGGCUGUGGAUGAAAAUACUGGAGUGUUAACGACUAAGAAAGAACUCGACAGAGAAUCACCUUAUGUAAAUAAAACCUUAUACACAUGUGUGAUUCAUGCCGUCGAUGAUGGACAACCACCGCAGACAGGCACCUCCACCAUCUCACUCUUUGUGUCAGACAUCAAUGACAACAUACCUCAUCUGCUCUCCCCAUACAUGGAAGCAUGUGAGCAAUCCCAAGCCCCUUCAGUUUCAGGCCCCAGGUCCUUCUCCAUCCAGGCCUCCGACAAGGACUUGGACCCAUACUCCGGGCCUUUUAAAUUUGAACUGGCAGAUAAUUCCCCAAAUAUAAAGGAUAACUGGAAAAUUGGGACAAAGAAACUUGAUGAUUCUGUUGAGCUUUUAAUGCUUCGAAAACUCCAAAAGGGUAACUACUCUGUGCCCUUAAAUAUAUAUGACCGGCAGGGUUCCUCGGAGAAGCAAACCCUCAAUAUCCGCAUUUGCAACUGUCCUGAUGGGCAGACAUGUGAGAAACUACAGCCUGCAGAACAUUACCUGAGCGGGGGAGCCAUCGCAAUUAUGUUUUUGGCUUUGCUGCUCUUUUUGGUUGCCUUCUGCUUCUUGUUUUCUGCUUUCUGUGGGUCCAUAAGAAACAAAGGCCCGAUGCUGAAUGAAGAGGGUAAUCAGACACUCAUCCAAUACAACGAAGAAGGCGGAGGCUCAAUAACGAAGGCAGCCCCAGCCGUCCUCACUAACAAUGGGAACAAUUUGGAUUUUGGCUCCAAGGAUGUGGCUGGACGCACACAAUCGGGACCAGCACUGAGGACACAUUCUGAAUUCUGGCAAAUGGAUGGAGCUGCUGGUUCUGCUGCAAAGCACCCCAUGCAAAACCCAACUUGGAAUAGGGAAGCACUCUCCAGCAUUCGUAACACUCAGGGCAACAUGUGGAAGCAGAGCAUGGGCACCCAAUCACAGGCAGAGUAUAGCAGUAUGAAGACUAGCAGCAAAUAUCUCCAGUCUGGGAGCCUGAAGAACAAGCCAUUGGGAUCCUUCAUAGACAGCGUUGGAGAAAUGGUGAAUCAACGGCUGCAGGGAAUGGCGGAGCCCCCUGAGAUCCCGUCAUACAAGCCUCGUGUUUAUGCCUACGAAGGGGAGCUGGAAAAGAUCGACUCCCUGGGAUCCAUCUCCAUAGCAGAUAGUGAGCUCGACUGGAGGUUUCUGGAUGAUUUGGACCCAAAGUUUACAAAACUGGAAGAGAUUUGCCAACAGCCCCUCUAAUACUUUACUGCUGGGGGGCAAUUCAAAUAGACUUUAUCUGAAAUAAGAAGAUAAUGAGAUAGGCCUAAUUUACUGGACACCUAAGGGGGGAUUACUUGACAUUUUAAAGGAGAACUAUACCCUAAAAAUGAAUAUGUCUAAAAAUGCCAUAUUUUAUAUACUGAACUGAUUGCACCAGCCUAAAUGUUUAGCUUCUCAGUAGCAGCAAUGAUCCAGGACUUCAAACUUGUCAUAGGGGGUCACCAUCUUGGAAAGUGUCUGUGACACUCACAUGCUCAGUGGGCUCUGAGCAGCUGUUGAGAAGCUAAGCUUAGGGCUCGUCACUAAUUAUCCAGCAGAAAAUGAGCUUCCCCUGUAAUAUAAGCUGAUGCUACAGGGCUGAUUAUUAAAUUCUGAUGCUAAUUGCACUGGUUUCUGUGCUGCCAUGUAGUAAUUAUCUGUAUUAAUUACUAAUCAGCCUUAUAUUGUGACAUUUCUAUUCUAUAUGUACUGUAUAUUGUGAGUGGGUCCCUAAGCUCAGUAAGUGACAGCAGCACAGAGCAUGUGCAGUGAAUCAGCAGAGAAGAAGAUGGCGAGCUACUGGGGCAUCUUUGGAGACAUAGAUCUUUACUGCUAAAGGGCUGUGGUUGCCUUGGGCUGGUGCAGAAGCCCAAAUCAUAAUGUACAACAUUUCUAGCUACUUCUUUAGUUAAUCUUUAGCUCUCCUUUAAGUCUGAUCAUGGAGCCUGUGCUUAGGUUGAGGCCAACCCUAAUGUUGAGAGAUUUGAGCUCUCCUGCACUAUAAAAGCAGAAUGUACUGUUUAUAAAAAUGGAAUUGCAUGCCUUAACGUUACCAGGGGCAGCUUACUGCUGUUUCUGGUGUUGUGCCACAAGAGGUUCUCACCAUACCACGUGGCAGAGUUUGCCCUGUGGACCCCAACAUAUAUAUAUAUAUAUAUAUAUAUAUAUAUAUAUAUAUAUAUAUAUAUAUAUAUAUAUAUAUAUAUAUAUACAUAUACACACACAAUAUAUAUGUGUUAAAGGUCUGUACUGAUAUCGUAGGUAAUGUAAAUGUGUAUAUAGUGGGUACAGGUAAUGUGGGAUACAACUGCCUUGGAGGUUCUCAGGAGUUCUGAAGACCAGAAAUGCCCCAGUCUAGAUAAAUUAUAGUAAAAAGCUUUUUUCUUUAGCAGUUACAGUCCAAUCAUAUGCUAAAUCAGGGCAAUAAAUAAACAGAAAUACAGAAAUACAGCCCCAUUGAAAACAGAAGUACCUAAAGGGGUGAGAAGCAGUAGGCUUACAGUGUUGUAUUGUUACCACUAGAGGGUGCUGCUCUGUUGAUGAGGCAAGCAAUGGAAGAGAAGAGUAUGGAAGGACACAUAAUAGAGAAGCAAUGUGUUGAGUCAGUUCCCUUUAGUUCCUUUGCACAUGGGAAAUCGAUUCGGUAUGAGCGGGAGGAUAGGCUAUGAGCAUGUGCUGAUUGAUACUCCUUCAUUCCCAUCCUUUUAUUGGGAUCUGGGAUUGUGGCAGCUAAUCACUUUUCGGGGGGCCUCUUUAGUUCCAGGGUGAGGUGUACUUAUAUGACAUGGGCCUUGGCAGCAACAAUGGAAUAAGACUGAGAAUUCCCAGAAAGCAGGUUUUGUAUUAUACCUUAUACAAACUGUGUUUUCCUUUGUUUUGUUACUUUCAUUGAUUUUGUACAUAAAUACCUUUCAUACAA
This is a messenger RNA of Xenopus laevis (African clawed frog), 4446 nucleotides long. RefSeq names its product cadherin 26 S homeolog (gene cdh26.S). NCBI's taxonomy places the organism in Eukaryota, Metazoa, Chordata, Amphibia, Anura, Pipidae. The record is from RefSeq and is a predicted model, not a curated record. Gene Ontology annotation, biological process: calcium-dependent cell-cell adhesion; cell adhesion; adherens junction organization. The transcript has 20 exons. Bases 171 to 2747 code for a protein of 858 amino acids. Gene Ontology annotation, molecular function: calcium ion binding; beta-catenin binding; cadherin binding. Gene Ontology annotation, cellular component: membrane; catenin complex; adherens junction.